AUGGGUAGAGACUGGAUGCAGCGUUUAAAUCUGCAAUGGUUAGAACUGUUUAAAAGAAUGAGAGGAAUUAAUUUCUGUGAUAGGGUUGAUUCAAGAGUGAAGACAUUAGUAGAAAAAUACCCAGAAGUAUUUAGUGACCAUUUAGGGUGCUUGAAAAACUUCCAAUGUCACAUACCACUACGUGAGGGUGCAGAACCUAAGUUUUAUAAAGCAAGACCAGUACCCUAUGCUUUAAGGACUAGAAUUGAACAAGAACUUGAUUGCUUAGAAGACCAAGGAGUUUGGAGGAAAGUCCAGUAUUCUAAAUGGGCAGCCCCUAUAGUGCCUGUUUUAAAGAAUUCUAAGGAUCCUACUGGUCCAUUUAGAAUAUGUGGAGAUUAUAAGAUUACAGUAAAUCAAGUAGCCCCAGUUGACAGUUAUCCAAUACCGAAUAUCACUGAUCAGUUAGCCACUAUUGCAGGAGGAGAGAGAUACACCAAGCUUGAUUUGUCUCAAGCUUAUCAACAAUUGGAAUUAGAUGAAACUUCGCAAGAGUUUUUAACUAUAAAUACUCACCAAGGGUUGUAUCAGCCGACUCGUCUUCAAUUUGGUGUACAUAGUGGAGGCUGGGCAGACUGUCAUUUGUAA
This is a messenger RNA of Hydra vulgaris (swiftwater hydra), 627 nucleotides long. RefSeq lists its product as uncharacterized. NCBI's taxonomy places the organism in Eukaryota, Metazoa, Cnidaria, Hydrozoa, Anthoathecata, Hydridae. The record is from RefSeq and is a predicted model, not a curated record.